ACAGACACACACACACACACACACACACACACAGAGACACACAGGCGCUCUCUACUGACAGAACAGAACAGAACUCCCAACAGGGAUCAUGUCAGGAUGAAAAUGAACAAUAUGUCGCACCGUCUCCGUAUUUGGAAACGCACUCUUACGCCCUGAAUCCUGAAGAUGAGUGCAGCAUCAGAUAAAACCAGACUCCAGCAUCAGCUCUUCAACAAUUUUUAGCUACACCACAAAUGCUUCGUAAGGCAUUGAGCAAAUCCAGGAGUUCAGCCUUUCAGACUUACGCUUUGGUGUGUGUGUGAGCUUGUAUGUGUGUGAACUGGUCAUCAUGGCUUCAGAAAAUGUGACCUUGGAGAAUCAGCUUCACAGUGCGCAGAAGAACCUGCUGUUCCUGCAGCAAGACCACGCCAACACGCUGAAGGGCCUCCAUGCAGAAAUACGCCGCCUGCAGCAGCACUGCACUGAUCUGACAUACGAGCUGACCUGUCGCAGUUCUGAUCCGAACAAUGAUGGCGAGGCCCGUUGCAGAGAGCUACAGUGUCGCUGUGAGGAGCUGGAGGAGCAGCUGAAGGCCAAAGAACAGGAGAACAAUGAGCUGCUGCGGGAGCUCGAGCAGAAGAACGCCAUGAUCUCUGUGCUGGAGAACACCAUCCGCGAGCGUGAAAAGAAGUACCUGGAUGAGCUGAAGCUCAAGAGCCACCGGCUGGCUGUGUUAUCCGGGGAGCUGGAGCAGAGAGCCGGCACCAUCGCCUUCCUCACAGCGCAACUCCAUGCCACCAAAAAACGCCUGCUGGAGGGCGGAGCAGCCUUUAAACCGUCCCCACCGGCUGAACCCAGGCUCGACUCGCCCACCAACAGCGCCAGCAAGCAGCCGGACACGCCACGUAGGCGCAUGCGCAAGAGCCUUUCACAGCCACUGCACUGCGAGUACACCGAGCUCUACAGGGUGGGUGCGGCUGACGGCAGAAGAAUCGUCCUUAGGGACGCCACAGGAACGAUGCCCGACCCUGCGCCGUUCCUUCAGGCCCGAGACACACCCGUUAACCCCGAGGAACAGCCAGUGGUACGCGAACGACCCCCUGUAAUCCCGCCUAUCGCCUCUGCAACAAGCCCCGCCCAUGCUCCUCUGCCUCCGAGCCCCAGGCAGCAACGAGUCUCUGCCCACGUCGGUGUGGCACACAGGAUUCAUCACCCAGCUGCAGAAGUGGAGACGCUCGCUGUGGAUCAGGUUAGCGGAGAAAAAGUGGUGCGUAAAGCAUCAGGUACUGACAGAACUGUUUAACACACACACACAAUAACAGUGUCUUACACUUAUACUGAUUACAGCCAAUGCAGUAUGAGCAGGACUGAAACACACACACACACACACACACACACACACACACACACCCAAGCAGUGUAUAGAAAUCACACUAUAUAUCUCUGAGUACUAUAACAUUGGAAUAAUUCAUGUAGCCACACAAACACAGCCUGAACAAAGCGUUUAAAACACUGGACACACUCGGAGACACUCCAGCUUGACGGGUCGGUGACAUAAACAGGAGAACAGACGUGUGCUGCUGAUGAGGCUAACCGGGACUCGAGUCUCUCUAUAACCUGCUGUUUAUGCAAAACUGCAACAAGCAAAGAACAAGAGAAUUUUUUCAUGUUCAAUACCACAUCUUUUUUUUUUUUUUUUUUGGAAGCCGAGAGCACGCAUGCCAAAUGUUUCUCUUUUCUUACCUCACUCUCACGUUAAAGACCCGAUUUCGGUCAUCGUCUGGUUCUCUUUGUUGUUGUUUAUUUUUUUUUUUCCCUCAAACCUCAGUGUAAACAGCCAAAUCUCGUCAUCGCCUUUCGGUCUAGAUGCAUAUUUAUUGAUGCGCACUGCAGUAGUAAAGCAGGUUUGCACUGUCCUUCUGCCUCGUCUGUACACGUCGCUCACAUUACUGUAGACUCCUGCUGCUUUCUCUAACUGUAACACAUAAAGCAAGUGAGAUAACAAACAAA
Messenger RNA from Tachysurus vachellii, 1989 nucleotides. It is a transcript of the gene ccdc92, whose product is annotated as coiled-coil domain containing 92. The record is from RefSeq and is a predicted model, not a curated record. Lineage: Eukaryota; Metazoa; Chordata; Actinopteri; Siluriformes; Bagridae. The transcript is spliced from 5 exons. The coding region runs from base 329 to 1282 and encodes 317 amino acids.